Messenger RNA from Brassica oleracea var. oleracea, 1074 nucleotides. RefSeq names its product putative F-box protein At5g15660. The record is from RefSeq and is a predicted model, not a curated record. Gene Ontology annotation, molecular function: protein binding. NCBI's taxonomy places the organism in Eukaryota, Viridiplantae, Streptophyta, Magnoliopsida, Brassicales, Brassicaceae. The coding region runs from base 1 to 1074 and encodes 357 amino acids. The transcript has 3 exons.
AUGAGAAGAAGUCUCCGUCUUUGCAACAAGAGGAAAACAAAUGUUGUCCCCUUGGAUCUACAGAUCGAGAUUCUUAACCGCUUACCUGCAAAAUCCCUAGUUAGGUUUAUGGUCGUAUCCAACUCAUGGCAAGAAAUCAUCCGCAGCAAUACUUUCAUCAGAUCAUUUCCCUUUCGAUCAUUGACUCAGACUCAGUCUCAGCCUUUGCGUUUCCUCCUCGCUUUGCACGAUAAAGAUGACCAAACGGGACGCCUAAGUUGCAGCUUCUUCUCUUCUUCUUCUUCGCUGUCGUCUUCAUCAACAUCAAUAUCAACCACUUUUCUAUCCAAAAUAACAUUUCCUCUCCGUUGUCGAGCCUCGUACCGUAGUUAUUACGUUAAUGGUCUGAUGAACAUGGGUGAGAUCAUAUGUAACCCUUGCACCGGAAAGACCAUAUCCUUACCAAGGGAUAAAAGACCAGCCUUCUCCACACGCUUUUUCGGAUAUUAUCCUGUCAAUAAUCAGUACAAAGUCUUGUGCAUCACCCCGCAUCGACUCUCAACACAGCAUGACUUUCAGGUAUUCACAUUGGGAGCAAAACCAAAAUCAUGGAGAUUUAUCGAUUGUGACAUUCCUCACCGUACCUGGUCUAACGGUCUGUGUAUAGAUGGUUCUGUGUACUACAUUGCGUACACGGGCGCAGUAACUAUGAGUCUGAUGAGAUUUGAUUUGAACUCUGAGAAGUUUGAUAUCUUUGCUAGAGUAUCUGAAGAAAUGAAAGCUUUUUGUUAUUUGGAGAACUGGAAACAGGAUUACAAAGAGAAAUCUUUCGAUAAUCUUCCCCAGCUUCAUUUGCGUGUGAAAAGUGUUAUUAAUCGAGCGGGUGAUGACGUCAUUAUAUUUGCUCCUCACCAUUCCAGAAGUGUGGCUACUGUUAUCCACCACGAUCUCAAGGGAGCUAGUUUUAAGAUGAUGAAGUUUGAAGUUGACGUUAAGGGAGAUUGGUUUACUGAAUCAAAUUGUUUCGUGGAUUACGUAGAGAGUCUUAUGUGCUGCUGUAAGCUAGAGAGAGUUGUUAUUAUUUCCUUUGUUUGA